UAAAGUUUCUGCUAUGGCAGGAAGAACAAGAGGAGGAAAAAAGGACAAGACCUUACGGAAAGAACAAUGACUACGUGACAGGAAGUGGUUGUUGUGUUUGUGUGGCAGGUGACUGUUGGCGUCCAGCAAGCGAGGUUAGCAUAGCGCCAAGCUGCAGUCCGACUCUGCGCCGCCACCUGCCGGACAGGCGCCUCAGCGAUAGGAGCACUUGAUGGUUGCGGCGCGGAGACGCACUGUGGAUUCAGCUAGCAUGGAGAAUUCUGGGUAACAUCUUCUGUGGUGACUUUGGCUUUGUGGUGUGUGUCCCUUCUGGUGUUGGUGUGAAGGUGUUGCGUCCCCUUUUUAAAAUAAUGAAUCACAAAUUUCAUCUUUUUGUCUUUCGUUUUCCUGGUUUGUGACCUUAUUGCUAAUCCAACAUGUCUGCCCACUAACUGUUGACAUGUGUCUCAGUGACCACCACCAGACUCAUGUCCUAUGGGGCAGACUUUUACGGACGCACUGAGCGUGUCCGCCAGGCGCCGUACUACGACCAGGUUCCGGCUGGCUCGUUACCGCGGCUCGACUCUUACAAUCCACACCCUCUGACGGAGCAGACAGCACCUAAUCUGGCCCACAGCGCCGACCCGCUUCCGCCUCCGCCUCUGCCCAACCAGCCCCCCGUCGGGCCCGAGUUCGACCGCAACGGCAGCGAGGACGCCGCAGACACCGAGCCUGAUCUUGACCCCGCCCUCGACAUCAAACCGGUCCACCGCUUCAUCCCUGACUCGUGGAAGAACUUUUUCCGGACAAGCAACCGCAGCAGCAACAAGGGGUGGCCCGACGCGGCCUCGUCAUGUAACAACAACAACACCACCAGCGAGGGCGUUCGCUGCUCGCCGCCGCACACGCCAUCCGUUCCCGAUUCCUACCGCGACCCCUAUGGGGGCUCGGCUGGCAGCUACAACUCCGGCAAGGAGCUCCUGGAACUGGCCGACAUCCAAUCUGUGUCAGGCCGCACGUACCGCACGGCGCUGACGUACAGUGAGCGCGUGGAGGAGUACAAUCAGCGCUACGCCUUCAUGAAGUCCUGGGCGGGGCUGCUGAGGAUUCUAGGCUGCGUGGAGCUCCUGCUGGGGGCCGCCGUCUUCGCCUGCGUCUGCGCAUACAUCCACAAGGACAACGAGUGGUUCAACAUGUUCGCCUACUCGUCUCCCGGAGCUGGUUUCUACGGCCCCGGCACAGGCGCGUCUUACUACACGGGCCCCAAGACGCCGUUUGUGUUGGUGGUGGCGGGCCUGGCCUGGUUGGUGACGGUCAUCGUGUUGGUGCUGGGCAUGACCAUGUACUACCGCACCAUCCUGCUCGACUCCAGCUGGUGGCCGCUGACAGAGUUCACCAUCAACCUGGCGCUGGCCGUGCUCUACAUGGCCGCAGGCAUUGUGUACGUGCGUGACACGACGCGCGGGGGGCUCUGCUCCUCCCCCUUCUUCAACAACGGCCCCAGCGCCGCUUUCUGCAGAACGGACGCGGGCCAGACCGCCGCCAUCAUCUUCCUCUUCCUCAACAUGGUCAUCUACCUGAUUGGAGCUGGCGUGUGUCUCAAGCUGUGGAGGCACGAAGCGGCACGUCGAUACCGCGAGCAGAAUAGCAGAGAGAUGCAACAGUCAGAGUUCGGAGCGGUCCAGUCGCUGCUGGUUCCUGCUACAGCUGCCGAGGCCAAAACUCCUCGACAGGAAUCGUCUGUCGUGUCCUUGCAAGACGCCCACAUUGCUGUCGCUCCAAAGAUUCUGCAGGGGGCGAUACCGUCUGGACACAUUCCCAAACCUGUCAUCGUGCCUGACUACAUCGCGAAGUACCCGACCAUCCGCUCAGACGAGGAGCGCGACCAGUACCGAGCUGUGUUCAACGACCAGUACGCCGAGUACAAGGAGCUGCAUGCCGAGGUGCAGGCCGCCUGCAAGAAGUUUGACGAGAUGGACGGGAUGAUGCGCAACCUUCCUCAGCACCCCAGCAGCCAGAUGGAGGUAGAGCGCAUCAACAGAAUCCUGCAGGAAUACCAGAGGAAGAAAAAUGACCCGACGUUCCUGGAGAAGAAGGAGCGCUGCGACUACCUGAAAAACAAACUGUCGCACAUCAAACAGAAGAUUCAGGAAUACGACAAAGUCAUGGAGUGGAACGACGGCUUCAGUUGAAAGACUAACUCCUGCUUUUGUUUUUUUAACGUGUAAACCUGACGUGGAGCUGAAAACCAAACGUCUUUGGGGUCUUUUGUCUUCUUGUUCUACACAAUGUUUGUCUUUUUCGACCCUUUGUUCUACCAUUUCACACACUUUACACGCAAAGAUCUCAGUGCCUUCAGAUGUGUCUGCAGCGUCGUCCACUCAUCUUCUUUUGUGUUGUUGCGUGCUUUGUGAAGUCAACAUGAAACAUAAACCACUUUACAUUCACCCAGGUGAUAACAGACAUAAUUGUAUUUUUAAUUUCAGCUCCACUAAUGUGAUGAUUUGAUGCUUUCCUAUCAUGCGUAUGAAGCUAAUGUUUUUUCACUUUUUAUAUGGAUGUAUGGAAUCUUAACUCUGAAUAAAGCUUGCUAUA
This is a messenger RNA of Dunckerocampus dactyliophorus (ringed pipefish), 2574 nucleotides long. RefSeq names its product MARVEL domain containing 2a (gene marveld2a). Lineage: Eukaryota; Metazoa; Chordata; Actinopteri; Syngnathiformes; Syngnathidae. The coding region runs from base 468 to 2171 and encodes 567 amino acids. The transcript has 9 exons. The record is from RefSeq and is a predicted model, not a curated record. Gene Ontology annotation, biological process: bicellular tight junction assembly. Gene Ontology annotation, cellular component: apical plasma membrane; bicellular tight junction; cytoplasmic vesicle.